Molecule: messenger RNA, 1309 nt
Organism: Aspergillus glaucus CBS 516.65
Lineage: Eukaryota; Fungi; Ascomycota; Eurotiomycetes; Eurotiales; Aspergillaceae
Product: arylsulfotransferase family protein
Exons: 4
Coding region: 1-1275 (424 amino acids)
Source: RefSeq, a predicted model, not a curated record
AUGAACAUCACCAAAUCCGGCCCCACAGAACCCGAAUACAUCUUCACCGCUCCAACCCACCUUGUAACUCAAGGCGGUAACCUGACAAUCUACAACACCGACGGCGAACUAGUAUGGCAGGGACCGCGUGGCAACAUGACCUAUUUCCGGCCGGGAAUCCUGCACGGCGAGCAGGUUCUAGUCUACUGGCCUGGCAUGGCAAUUCGCAGUGGCUUUGGAGCAGGGGUUUUUCAUGUUCUGAAUAGUGCCUAUGAGGAAAUCUAUCAGGUGACGCUGGAUGCGGAUGAGAGCUUGGAUGGGUUUGUCACGGAGCGUGGGACGAUCCUUGUUGGUGCGGUGAAUGUCACGCAUGUUGAUCGCGAUGCUCCACCGGGUGUGGAAUGGGUUCUCGAUUACUUGUUUUAUGAUAUUGACAUUGUAACCAACCAUGUGUUGUUCCGCUGGAGUGCGCUCGAGCACCCUGAUGUGGGUACGCCGGCAGAGUCUUUGAGAUCUGUGUCAGGCCUUGGGACCAAAAAGGAAGAACCAUGGGAUUUUGUGCAUCUUAAUGGAUUUGUGCCUUCUGGUGAUGGCUAUCUCAUCUCGGCUAAUUACAUGAGGUUGUUAUAUUCAAUCGGCAAGGACGGAGCGGGCGUAAAUGGCGGGGAUUUCAAACCCGGCCCAAAUACCCAAUUUGCCGGACAGCACAACCCCUGGAUAAUCAACCAAACCCCCGACACCCUCACUGUCUCAAUCUAUAAUGACGCCAAGGGCCCCAACCAAACUCACACUGGCCUCCUCCUGGAUCUCAAUCUCACUGCCAAAACCGCCUCCCUAAACCGGAAGCUAUAUGACCCCUCCGAACCCGUCUACACCCAGUCCCAAGGAAAUUACCAGAGUCUCACCAAUGGCCAUGCCUUCCUAGGCUGGGGUUCAGCUCCUAAAAUUGAGGAAUAUGAUGCAGAAGGAAAAUGCGUCAUGAGGGCUUUGCUUGGAUCUGAAGCGUAUUUCUGGGGAACUCAUACAGCCUUCCGGCUUCCAUGGGUGGGGAAGCCAAAUACGUCGCCGGAGGUAUUUGCAUGUUUGUUUCAUGGUGCGACGAUGGCAUGGGAUAUCUGGACUGGGAAUCAGGGCGUUACUGGGGAGGAGGUCGGGUAUGUGGCUACGGUUGGGAAGAAUGGGUUUGAGACGGAGGCUCGCGUUGAGGGGAUACAUUCUACUGUGAUGGUUGAGGCUGUGGGAGGACUGAAUGAUCGGAGGCAGUCGGAUCAUAUUCACGUACAACAGACUUGUUAAUAUUCAUUUCUCAUCAAUAGUAUAAUAAAAGCAC